Molecule: messenger RNA, 1155 nt
Organism: Eremomyces bilateralis CBS 781.70
Lineage: Eukaryota; Fungi; Ascomycota; Dothideomycetes; Eremomycetales; Eremomycetaceae
Exons: 1
Coding region: 470-1003 (177 amino acids)
Source: RefSeq, a predicted model, not a curated record
UGUACCUAUCUUAUUGCCAAUCUCACUCGUCACGACAUUAUCCACUUCCUAAUUAUGGCUCCUACUAUCCUGAUUGUCGGUGCAACUAGCAACACUGGCCGAAGCGUUGUUGAAACCCUAUCACAGUUGCUAAAAACUAACUAGCAACACUUUUUCCGACUACCGGGUCCUCGCUUUCACGCGUUCCUUGAACAGUCCAGCAGCGCAACAGCUUGCCAAACUGUCCGGUGUCGAGGUAGCAGAGCAGAAUUGGGUGGAAGUCACUGCCGAUUGGCUCCGUGAACACGAGGUAGUCAGAGCAUUCAUUGCACCACACAUCCGGCCUAAUCAAUUCACCGAAGAAUCGACCUUCCACAUUGCCGCCCUCAAUGCGGGUGUUAAGUAUGUCGUGCGAAUCUUGACGGGAGCUGCGAACGUUCGCCCGAAUUGCCCCGCCUACUAUCCUCGUACGCAUUGGGCAAUCGAGGCCAUGCUGAGCGCGCCAGAAUUCAAGGGCUUGCAGUGGACUUCACUGCAGCCCAAUAGCUUUUCCAAUUUCUACCUUUCCGCCGCUGCGGGAUGGAUCAAGCAGUACCGCAAGACAGGAAAGCAGGAUACGCUUAGGUUAAUGGCGUCACCAGCUGCGCCUGUCGGCAUUAUCGACCCCGAGGACGUUGGCGUCGUUGCGGCUCACCUCUUAUCUGAAGAGGACCCUACUGUGCACAACAACGCUAAAUAUGUUCUGAAUGGGCCGGAGGACAUUAGUGGAAUCCAGAUUGUGAAGAUGAUUGAGCAGCACAUCGGCGCACAAGUUGAGAGUGUCAGCUAUCAGGACAUGUCGCUCGUCGACCACAUGGCCGCGACAACUCAGGAAUCAAAGAAUGUUAUCUUGUCCAUGAAACACGCUCUAGAGACAACAUGGGAGGGAAAGGGCACGGCUUCUACAACCAGCAAGGAAAUACUCGAGCUCGCUGCACCAAAGCGUACGCCUGCUGAUGUGUUGAAGAGGCUACUGGAGGAGUAGGGAAAUGAUAUAUUGGUCUUAGUUGGACCUGUAUUGAAUCAUUUGCAUAUGCCCCCCCAUUACAGUUUUCACAACGAGGAGACUAUAACAACGUGAUGGUCGAGAACUCUGCCCUAGCCAUGGGGUGUCCCUAGUAUGGAUAGUGGGCCUGA